This is a messenger RNA of Monodelphis domestica (gray short-tailed opossum), 4472 nucleotides long. RefSeq names its product SH2 domain containing 5 (gene SH2D5). Gene Ontology annotation, cellular component: postsynaptic density. Lineage: Eukaryota; Metazoa; Chordata; Mammalia; Didelphimorphia; Didelphidae. The record is from RefSeq and is a predicted model, not a curated record.
AACCCUCGGAGCCCUGCCAGCAAGCUCUUCUGUCAUUUGUUUGCAGGCAGCCAGCCUGGGGAGGUCCAGAUCCUCCACCUGCUGCUUUGCCGCUCCUUUCAGCUCUCAUACCUCUUGCAGCACCCUGAGGAUCAAGCCCAGCCUGGGCCGGGGCCACCUGUGGAGGAGCCCCCCAAGCCGCCGCCCAGCCCCGCGGGUCCUGCUGGGCUGAUCAGGGAGCCCUUUGGCCGGGAUCAGGUCUCCCAAAACGUCCAUGCUCUGGUCUCGUUCCGGCGGCUGCCCGCCCCCGCUGAGGGGCUGGCAGGCUGCAGCGCGAAGGAGAUGUCUGAGGCAGAAGGUCGAGGGGCCACCCCCCGUCAAUCCCGCCUGGGGAACCCUUACUGCUCCCCCACCCUCGUGCGAAAGAAGGCGAUUCGGAGCAAGGUGAUCCGAUCGGGGGCCUAUCGCUGCUGUACCUACGAAACCCAGCUGCAGCAGUCUGCGCGGGAGGCCUUUCCUGAUGCCUGGGAGAGGUGGGCCCAGGGAGCCAGUGGUCUGGCCUGCCUGGUGGAGAGCGAGGGAAGCCUGACUGAGAACAUCUGGGCCUUCACCGGCCUCUCUAGGGCCCGGGCACUCUCCCUGCUCCGAAGAGAUGUCCUUGGGGCCUUUCUGCUGUGGCCCGAGUCUGGUCCUGGAGGCCAGUGGUGCCUGUCAGUGAAGACACAGUGUGGCGUGGUCCCCCAUCAGAUCUUCAGGACUAACUUGGGCAAGUUCAGUGUGGAACAUCUGCCGACAGAAUUCCCCAGCCUGGAGGCCUUGGUGGAGCACCAUUCAGGAGCUGAGCGUAGCCUUUUCUGCCCCCUGGACAUGGGACGUCUGAACCCCUGCUAUGAAGCACAGGACUAUGGGCCCAGCCGGCCUGCAUGGCCCCGUGGCCACCCCAAGCAAGAGCCCCGGCAGCAAGAACUGGGCUAAUGCCAGUUUUGGGGAUGCCAGAACUCAAGUAGUGUGUGUGCGUGUAAAUUUUAAGUUAUUCCCCUUGGGUUUUCCCAGUCUGAGAAAUCUCUUCCCUUGGUGCUGUUUCCUUGUGGAGCAAAGCCCUGAGUGGGGAGUCACUCUGUCUGGCCAUCUCUUGGACACACACUCUCUCCCUUCCUCCCUCUCUCUCCCUCUCUGUCUCUGUCUCGCUCUCUCUCUCUCUUCCUUCAUCUCUGUCUCUGUCUCUCUCUCUGGCUGUCUCUCUGUCUCCUUCCUCUCUCUCUCUGUCUCUCUCUGGCUCUCUCUCUCUCUCUCUCUCUCUCUCUCUCUCUCUCUCUCUCUCUCUCUCUCUCCCUUCAUCUCUCUGUCUCUCUCUCUCCCUUCAUCUCUCUCUCUGUCUCUCUCUCUCUCCCUCCCUCCCUCCUUCCCUCUCUCUCUGAACUGAGGCAUAGUGGGGAGAAAAUCUGCAGCCUUCCCUUGCUUUGCUGUGUUAUGGCCAAGGAGACAGUUGCUCAGCUUGGUUGGCCUGGCUGCCUCCAUCAGAGAUCUUCCCUUUGGAGCAUGGAUGGAUCUCAGCCUCGGGGGCCCUGGGACUUUUUAACCCGAGCUCACCCCCCCCCCCGAGUCUGCUUCUACCCUCCAUGGGCUCACCCCAACCUCUGCUUCCAGCUUUCUUAUGGAUGUGUUAUUUUAUUCAGAAAAUCCUCUGGGGGAGGUGGAGGGAGGACAGACAUGCAAGCAUCAUCACUGAAAAAGACCUGGGUUUAAAUCUCUGCUCUCAUGACCUUCAGCAACUCAUUCUUUUCUCUGGACUGCGUUUUUUUCCUCUGUAAUGGAAAGGGAGGCAGUGGAUAGAGUGCUGGACCCGGAGGCAGAAAUACCUGGGUUUAAAUCCCACCACAGAUACUAGUUGGGUGACUCUGGGGAAGUCUCUGACCUUCUGGCUGUCUCAGUUUCCUCAUCUGUAAAAUGGGGAGGAGGAAUUGGACUCAAUGACCCAGCUCCAAAUUUAUGAUCUAUGUUAAAGAUGUUGGACCAGACGGUCCCUAAUGUCCAAGGAUUCUGGGCUCUGUUCUGAUAGUCCCUAUGGUUGGGGCUGAAGGUGCUUCAAGGCAUUCAGUGAUCUGGGAUUCUUUGAUCCUUGAUUGACACAUUUGGAAAAGUGGCCCCCAGGUCCAGGGGAAGGGAAGGAGGAAGGGCUGAUUUGGUCUUGAGCUGCCACUUGGGGUUGGUUGAGGCCUUUUUCUUUUUUGCUAGAGGCCCAUGGUUAAGGUAAGAGGAAUGCUGGGAAGGCUGCUGCAGAAAUGCUGGAGAGGGAACCAUCUCUUCCUCUUGCCAUGUUUAUACCAUCAGCGUAGGGCCAGGUAGUCACAGCAGCUGGCCAGGGGCUUCUACAAUAUAACUCAGUGCACCAAAUAACACGAUUCUGGGGCUUUGAGUUGGAGGGGACCUUAGAGAUCAUCUAGUCUAGCCCUCUCAUUUCAAGGAGAGGGAGGUUCAAGUCAAGAAGAGGAAGGUGAUUUACUCAAGGUCACAUAGUCAGUAGAUGAACCCAAACUUUGGCACUAGGUCUGGGUUACCUGAAAGAAGUAGGGAGUGAAUUGAGCUCAGUAGACUAGUUCCUGGGUCUCUAGGCUUUGAGGUUCACCAGGUACUUUCUUCGAAAUCAUCCCCACAAGAAUGGAAACUGAGGGAUCUUUUCCCCUUCUUUUCACAGAUAGGGAAACUGAGGUCUCAGGGAGUGACUUGUUCAGUUGGGCAGCUAUGCAGCUAUUCAGUGUCAGAAGUGGGAUUUGAAUAUAUUUGCUAAAUCCACACAUCUCCAGAUUCUCAAAACUCUUUUUUCCCCUCUCUAUCUCAGCUCCCUCUUCUUUUCUCCUUCCCUUGGCUUCCUGUUUAUCUUUAUCUCAUCUCAUAUUCCCUUUUCCCUCUCCAUCUCUGUCUCUUUCCCAUUCUCCCAAACAGCUUAGGGCUGUGGACUUAGAGUUAAGAAGUCUAAGUUGAAAUCUUGCCUUAAAUUAACACUGUGAGACUCUUCACUUUAACUUCUGUGGCCUCAGUUUCCUUAUAUGUCAAAUGAAAGGGCUGAACUCGGUCUCUUACCUUACAGCUUUUUUUUUUUAACCCAUACCUUCCAUGUUAGAAUCAAUAUUAAGUAUUGGUUCCAAGGCAGAAGAGCCCUAAAGGCUAGGCAAUGGGGGUUAAGUGACUUGCCCAGGGUCACACAGCUAGGAUGUGUCUGAGGUCACAUUUGAAUCCAGGACCUUCCGUCUCUAGGCUUGACCACUGAGUCACCUAGUUGCCCCUGCCUUCCAAGCUUUAAAUCGAUGACCCUUUGCUCUCCUUUGGCCAACUGGAGCCAAGAACCAAGUAGGACCUACAGAGUUAAGACUUUAGUAUCAGGAGGUAAAAACAACUCAUUUAAGUUCUAUGGUCUUUGCUUCUCUGUCUUGUAUCAUCCCUUGCAAAACUGCAAGUUUGCAUCUCAUGCCUGGCUUCAAUGGCAGAGCAUUCAAGCACCGGUAAGGGUGGAAGGAGAGGCCAGAGAGUUGGGUAAGAAACUUUGAGAAGGUGAAAGAAUGUGAACUUUGGUCCAGGCUGGGCUCCCAAGGGGUUUUGGGUAAUCUAACUUAGAGAAUCCUGCUUUCAAGUAUGGGAAGUGAUAAGAUGUCCAAUAGACUUUCACAGCCUUGACCUCAGAGGGGGUAAACCAGGAGCAGAGAAUGGAAGUCACUGAGAGGCAGAAUUCAGAACUUCUUAACAAUUAGAGUUAUCCAUGAGUAGAAUAGGCUGCUGGGUGAGGUAGUGAGUUCCCCAUCACUGAAGUUGAGUCUUGAUGAUUCCUUGUCUGAGAUAACUUAGAAGGAAUUUCUAAUCAAAUAGGAGCUUAGACUAGAUGACCUCUGAAGCUUCCCAUGCUCCGGUUCUGGGCUAGUUUCACAAUACAGGUAUUCCUCCUUUUAAGUAACCAUGAUGGGCUCUUUCAGAUUCAUCUUCAAUGUGCUGAAUUCUCAAAGGUCUCCUCUUGUUCUAGCUGACCUUUGCAUGUAAGACAGUGGAUUUCCUAUGUGCUUUCCCCUCACCACAAAGGAUUAGAGCCUGGUUGGAUUGGGUUCUUUAAAUUCUCAAACCCAGGGACACAAAGAGGGAAGCAAGCUACUCAGUCACUGUGUGACAUGGGCAUAUUUCCUUUCUGGGGGCCUCAGUUUCCUUAUCUGUCUAAUAAAGGGUUUGGAUGAGAUCUCUUCCAAUUUUCAUCAUGACAGUUGAAUGUGAAAGAGUUGCUGAUGGCCAAUGACUGAUUUCCGAGUUCAAGAAUUAGCUUCUAUGUAGCAGGACCUGGGGGAAGCUCCCAGGCUCAUUCUUCCCCUUUGCCAGUUUUCUCUUGGGGGACUUUUUCUGAAACGAAGUGUCACGGGCAGGACUGGACUGGACUAAAUUCUGGAGGGGGUGGGGAGUGUUAAGAGGGGUGGCUGUUAUCAAUAAAAACAUUUCUCUGAAGAUGAAUGGGAAAA